Molecule: messenger RNA, 2872 nt
Organism: Pneumocystis murina B123
Lineage: Eukaryota; Fungi; Ascomycota; Pneumocystomycetes; Pneumocystales; Pneumocystaceae
Exons: 11
Coding region: 1-2793 (930 amino acids)
Biological process (GO): positive regulation of TORC1 signaling
Cellular component (GO): cytoplasm
Molecular function (GO): protein binding
Source: RefSeq, a predicted model, not a curated record
AUGGGUGAAAAAUCUACUAUAAAACGGAUUCCAUCACUAGGAUAUGAUAAGGAAAGUCAUUUUGUCUGCACAUUUCCUCAUAAAAAUGAAGUUCAUCUUUACACUGUUAAUAACCAAAAUAAUUGUUAUUCUUUAACUUGUUUAAAAAGUAAAAUACCUUUUAUUAAAUGUAUUGACUGUUCUCCUUCUCAAAAGAAUAUGGUAGCGAUUGGUAAAACAACGGGUGAUGCAUUACUUUUAUGUUUAGAUAAUGAAAAACCUCCGAUUCAAUUCCCAAUCAAACAACAACGUGCCUGUAAUGCUAUUGCAUUAAAUGCACUUGAAGAUUUAGCAGUGGGACUAGAGAAGAUGAAGAAUGAGCCAUGUAUUAUGAUUUGGGAUAUUCGUCAGGACGUGGAAUUGAAUAAUAAAAUAUCACCAGUUCAGCAACUUGCAAUAUCAGAACCAGUAUUUUCUCUUUCAUACUUUCCAGAUUCACCAAAACAAUUAGUUUCAGGGAUAAAUUUACGAUCAAUCAAAAUAUUUGAUUUGAGAGAAAAAUCAUCUACAUCUAUGAUAACCUUAUAUUCAACGAGAUUUAUACAUAGUAUUACUAUUGAUCCAAAAAAUCCAAAUUAUUUCGCAUCAAUUUCUGAUGAAGGUUUAAUAUCAAUUUGGGAUAGGAGAAAGAGUUCUAAUGGAGAACCUUGUUUAUUAUUAAAUCGAGGAGCAAACCAAUUCUCUCGCAUCAUAGAUCUGAAAUUUACUGGAACAAAGCCUGGACAGCUUUCCGGGCUUUCAAAAGAAGGUAUUAUAAAACUUUGGGAUAUAAACUAUAAUCAUGAUGACUAUAAUGAAUUUAUUUUAUUUAAUGAUAAAAAAACAUCAGAAAUAUCCGAGCCUUCAACACUUAUAAAAAGCAAUCCACUUUCUUUGAUGUAUUUACGUGAAGCAUCUACAAAAUGUAGCGAAAAAAUAAUAUCUUUUGAUUAUAUUCCUAGCGAACCAUACAAAAAUUAUCAAUUUUAUUACAUAAAAUCAGAUAAUAAAAUAGGAAGAUUAAAAAUCCGUUCUUUAUGCGAUACUGUAUCAAUAAAUAGCCUUAAUGAUAUAGUAAUAAGUGAAAAAAUUAAUCUUCAUUUAUCACAGAAAAAUAAUGACACAAUACUGGCAAAAAAUAAAAUUGAAAACGAAGAUAAUAAAAGCCAAGUAUCAGACUCUCUAUCCAUAAAUAUAGAAGAAAAUUUAUCUAAUAAUCAAAUUGAAGAAUCAGAAACAUAUCCUUUAUUUUCAAACUCAAAAAUUGAUCAAGAAUAUGACACAGAAUAUAGUUUUAAUAUACAAGAUAUUUUGGAAAACGAUAUAUCAUAUUUAAUGUACAAAAGGGCAAAGGAUGGUUAUGGAAUGGAGCCAGCAAAAAAUAAAAAAAUUUUAGAAAAUACAUAUCUUCUUGAUUUAUGGACCUGGAUUAAUAAUGCAGAAAAUUUGGCAUUGGAAAACAAAAUGAUUUCAAGUGAUUUUGAUCUAAGUUAUCAAGGAGUGUAUAACAUUUGGCACGGCAUUCCACAUCCUAAUUCAUUAAAAAAAUACGAUGAAAACAAUGAAAAUAGCUUUAAAAAUUCAUAUACUAUUGCGGUAAAAGAAAUAAACAAUAAACUCAAAAACAAUGUUUUUACUUCUGUUACUUCAAAAAUAGAAAUACGAAAGUUGGCCUUAGUAUCUUGCGGAUGGAAUAUUUCUCGUGAAAACUUAGAUGACGAAAUAAAACAACUAGAAGAAAAGGGGUUAUGUAGUAAAGCAGCAUGUAGAGCUUUAUUUCAUGACAACUUUAAUCGCACAGUUCAAGUAUUAUCAAAAGGAACGGAAAAACAUCGUUUAAUGUCAACCGCAAUUGCAGGAUUUUCAGCAAAAAAUAAUACAAAUAAUACGAUGUGGAAAGAAAUGUGUAGAAAAAUGAGUACAGAAUUAGAUGAUCCUUAUCUUCGUGCUAUUUUUGCAUAUGUUUCAAAUGGAGACUGGCGUGAUGUUUUAGAUGAACAAGGAUUACCUUUAAAAGAAAGAAUUGGAGUGGGACUAAGAUUUCUAGAUGACGAUGAUUUUUCUUUUUAUUUAAACGACAUUGUCAAAAAUGUCAUUAAUACCGGCGAUUUAGAAGGAAUCAUUCUUACUGGAAUAAGUGUUAAUACAGUAAAUUUAAUAGAAACAUAUCUUAAUCGUACAUCGGAUAUUCAAACAGCAGCUCUCGUUUCUUCGUUUUGUGUUCCUAAAUUCAUUGAUCAAAGAAUUUUAACAUGGAUUGAAGAUUAUCGUCAAUUACUUAAUAGAUAUAGUUUAUUUUAUUCAAGGGCAAAAUUUGAUGUAUUAAGGAAAAAAUAUUCCAGAAAUUCAGAAGAAUUUUUAAUCCUUGAAAAACCACCACAACAAGUAUAUUUACGGUGCAAUUUCUGUAACAAGAGUAUUACACAUAAACCUAUAACUUCAAAACAUCAUACAAAUAUUCAAAACUCUAAUAUUCCUUCAACUGGAAAUAUUCAGAAAAGCACUCUUUGUCCAGCUUGUAGUAAACCCCUUCCACGAUGCGCAGUUUGCUUACUUUCUCUUGGAACAUCAUGUAAUCUUACUAACAAAAAUAUAAAAGAUCCUCAAGAUUUCGAAAAAUUAUUCGAAAAAUGGUUUAAUUUUUGCUUAUCAUGUCAUCACGUUUCUCAUAACGAUCAUGCAACAAAAUGGUUUGAAACACAUUCAAUUUGUCCAGUAGCAGAUUGUAACUGUCUUUGCCGAGAAAAAGACAGAAUACCUAAAGCUAGCAUAUAAUAUUAACGUUUUAACUUCAAUUUUUAAAAUAAACAUAUAUUUUUAAAACUCGACCUAUCUAUUUGAUUUUAAAAAGAAC